GAUUGAGAUCAGAUCCAUACGUAGAUGUGGACUUUGUGGAAAUCCAGCUAUUUUCUUACAAACUCCGCCGUAAGAAAAUGGCCGGUCCCUUGCUCCGAUCACUCUACUCCGCCACUAAGAGGUCUAUCUCCUCUUCCUCCUCCUCUCAACUCCUCAACCCCUACUUCUCCCCACGCGCCACCCCCUUCUCCCGCGCCUUCUCCACUGCCGCCGCCGCCUCCGCUGCUGCGGCACCGAGCCCUUCGGUCGACCCGAGCCGGCUCCGGAACGUGGCGGUGAUCGCCCAUGUCGACCACGGCAAGACCACGCUCAUGGACCGGUUGCUCCGCCAGUGCGGCGCCGACAUACCCCACGAGCGCGCUAUGGACUCCAUCAGCCUUGAGCGCGAGCGCGGCAUCACCAUCACGUCAAAGGUGACGUCCAUCGCAUGGAAAGACAAUGAGCUAAAUAUGGUUGACACGCCCGGACAUGCAGACUUUGGUGGCGAGGUUGAGCGAGUAGUUGGUAUGGUUGAGGGAGCAGUUUUAUUGGUGGAUGCUGGUGAAGGUCCGCUUGCACAGACAAAGUUUGUUCUAGCAAAAGCCUUAAAGUAUGGUCUACGGCCUAUCCUCCUCUUAAAUAAAGUAGACAGGCCUUCUGUUUCUGAGGAGAGAUGUAAUGAAGUAGAGAGCCUGGUAUUUGAUCUUUUUGCAAGUCUUGGCGCGACAGAGGAACAGUUGGACUUUCCUGUCCUCUAUGCUUCUGCGAAAGAAGGGUGGACUUCCGCUACCUUCACAAAAGAUCCUCCGGCUGGUGCCAGGGAUAUGUCACAGUUGCUGGACACUAUCGUGGGGCAUGUUCCUCCACCAAAUGUUAGUCUUGAUGCGCCCUUUCAGAUGAUGGUUUCCAUGAUGGAACGGGACUUUUACCUUGGGAGAAUAUUGACUGGUCGUGUAUCUUCUGGAAUAGUUCGUGCAGGCGAUAAAGUACAUGGAAUUCGUAGCACAGAGUCUGGGGUUCAGAAAAUUGAAGAGGGAAAGGUUCUAAAGCUUAUGAAGAAGAAGGGUACAAGUAUGGCUCUCAUUGAUACUGCUGGAGCAGGUGAUAUUAUAUCGAUGGCUGGGCUAGCGAGCCCAUCCAUAGGCCAUACAGUUGCUAACAUGGAGGUAAUGAAUCCUUUGCCUACUAUUGAGUUGGAUCCUCCAACCAUUUCUAUGACUUUUAGUGUGAAUGACUCUCCCUUGGCAGGACGUGAUGGUACACAUUUGACUGGUGGAAGAAUUGGGGACCGGCUUAUGGCUGAGGCAGAGACAAAUCUUGCAAUAAACGUUCUUCCAGGGCUAUCGGAUUCGUUUGAAGUUCAAGGAAGAGGAGAACUUCAAUUAGGUAUCUUGAUAGAGAAUAUGCGGCGAGAAGGAUUUGAAUUGUCUGUGUCACCACCAAAAGUCAUGUAUAAGACUGAGAAUGGUCAGAAACUAGAGCCUCUUGAAGAAGUGACCAUUGAGGUUAAUGAAGAGCAUGUUGGGUUAGUAAUGGAAGCCUUGACUCAUAGGCGAGCCGAGAUCAUUGAUAUGGGUCCUGUCCCAGGAGAUAUUGGUCGAACUAGAUUGUCUCUGACUUGUCCAUCAAGGGGCCUGGUCGGGUACAGGAGUGUCUUCAGCAGUGAUACGAGAGGAAAUGGAUUCAUGCAUCGUGCUUUCCUGACCUAUGCAAAGCAUCGAGGCCCUCUUGGGAAUGUGAGGAAAGGAGUGUUGGUAUCCAUGGGCUUCGGUACAAUCACAGCACAUGCAUUAAUGAGUUUAGAGGCUCGUGGAACUCUCUUUGUGAGCCCGGGAAUGGAGGCGUAUGAUGGGAUGAUCAUUGGUGAACACUCACGGGAUUCUGACCUUGAUGUAAAUCCAGUAAGGACUAAGGAACUAAGCAAUAUGCGGUCUGCUGGCAAGGAUGAAAACGUCAAGUUGUCUCCUCCUCGCCUGAUGACUCUCGAAGAAGCCAUAGGUUAUGUUGCUUCAGACGAGCUUAUUGAAGUUACACCAAAGGUUAUAAGAUUAAGGAAGAAAUACUUGGAUGUUAACAAGCGAAAGAGCAUGAGUAAGAGACCAAAAGAAUGAAGCGUCACUGCUGUAUACAAUAUUGCAACUUUUGAAAUAUUGGUUUGACAAUGUACGAUUAUUAUUUGUCCACCCCAAUAAGGGUCAUGUAUUACAAAUCUCUUAUCUUUCCCACAGAAAUACCCAUACCAGUAUUCUUUUUCUCCGAAAGAGUAUUUUUGUAAUUGAAUUAUGUAACCUGUGCAAGUAGUGUCUGUAAACACAUGAAUUUCUUACUGGCAUUUGGAGGAGUUGUGUGAA
Rhodamnia argentea is the source of this 2330-nucleotide messenger RNA. RefSeq names its product 50S ribosomal subunit assembly factor BipA. Bases 78 to 2090 code for a protein of 670 amino acids. The transcript is spliced from 19 exons. The record is from RefSeq and is a predicted model, not a curated record. NCBI's taxonomy places the organism in Eukaryota, Viridiplantae, Streptophyta, Magnoliopsida, Myrtales, Myrtaceae. Gene Ontology annotation, cellular component: ribonucleoprotein complex; cytosol. Gene Ontology annotation, molecular function: GTPase activity; GTP binding.